This is a messenger RNA of Rhodofomes roseus, 840 nucleotides long. RefSeq lists its product as uncharacterized. The record is from RefSeq and is a predicted model, not a curated record. The coding region runs from base 1 to 840 and encodes 279 amino acids. Lineage: Eukaryota; Fungi; Basidiomycota; Agaricomycetes; Polyporales; Fomitopsidaceae. The transcript has 5 exons.
AUGGCUGACACGCCGCUCCGACCCACGGCACUCAUGCCCACCGACGACAAUUACCCCAAUGAUCAUUACCACCUUGGCCAAGAAUUUCUGGCCUUCGCAUCUGAGAGCACGCCCCCCUACAGUGCCAAACCAACGGAGGUACUGGAAUGGGCGAGGCAGUUUGGCAUCACUGUCGAUUGUGCGCGCAGGCUGGGCGUCCCAGAGCCGGAGAUCGCGCCGCACGUCCACGCUGCGCUUUCCCGUCUGUCGCAUAGCUACCCCGCUGAUAUGCACCCUAAUAUUGAGGAGGUGGACAAGCGGACAAUCGCGUCCCCUGUCAAUACAGAGGCGGCGGCAAAGCGGGAGGCAACAAUGCUGCCAAAGGCAACAACAAAAUGGACGGUGGGUGAGUUUGUGCCCAUGGAUUGGCUGUGCGAUCGUUGUAUGGCCCUGGGUCGCACAGUUGACCAGUGCGCGGUGCGUGUGCGUGAACGGUCACAGAAGUGCGACCCAUGCUUCAUGGAAGAGAAAACGUGUACCUUCAACAAUGUGUUUCUGACACCCCGCUUGCCCACUCCGCCCUGCGAAGGUGACAUCCUGACAAUGGGUUGGGCAUGCGAUCGCUGUAUCAGGGUGAAGCGUACGGUCGGCCAGUGCAAGAUGCGCAAGCACAAAAAUAGGCUUCAAUGCGACAAAUGUUACAGGGUCCAUCAGAAGUGUACCGUCGACGGCAGGCCUCCGCUGCUGCCUCAGAAAAAAGUCGCUGAAGGCCAAUUGGAGAUACCGGAGGAGGGCCCUGAAUACGCGACUCCACCAUACCCGAGGUUUCCUCACAACGGUAAGCUCAAUGACAACUGGUAG